GGCUUGUCCUGGAAACCCCUCAAGCUUGGCUCCUGUGUCCAGCUCGUUUCUCUGCUGGACUCCUUGAUUUUUUUUUUUUUAAUCAUUGUUUGAUUUUGAGCAGUAACCAGGCUUUUUUUUCCAGAUGUUAGUCCACACCUAUUCAUCCAUGGACCGGCACGAUGGCGUCCCAAGCCACAGCUCCAGGCUCUCCCAGCUGGGCUCAGUAUCCCAGGGACCUUACUCCAGCGCCCCGCCGCUGUCCCACACCCCGUCGUCAGACUUCCAGCCGCCCUACUUCCCGCCUCCCUACCAGCCGCUCCCCUACCAUCAGAGCCAGGAUCCCUACUCCCACGUCAACGACCCCUACUCCCUGAACCCACUGCACCAGCCCCAGCAGCAUCCUUGGGGGCAACGGCAGCGGCAAGAAGUGGGUUCGGAAGCCGGCUCUCUCCUGCCCCAGCCUCGGGCAGCCUUGCCCCAGCUCUCGGGCCUCGACCCCCGGAGGGACUACCACUCGGUCCGCCGGCCAGACGUGCUGCUGCAUUCGGCGCACCACGGCCUGGAUGCGGGCAUGGGUGACAGCCUCUCGCUGCACGGCCUCGGCCAUCCCGGAAUGGAAGACGUCCAGUCAGUUGAAGAUGCCAAUAACAGCGGCAUGAAUCUAUUGGACCAGUCUGUCAUAAAAAAAGUUCCGGUUCCUCCCAAAUCUGUGACUUCUCUGAUGAUGAAUAAAGAUGGCUUCCUGGGAGGCAUGUCCGUCAACACCGGCGAGGUAUUUUGCUCGGUCCCGGGCCGUUUGUCUCUGCUCAGUUCAACUUCAAAGUACAAAGUAACUGUGGGGGAAGUUCAGAGACGGCUUUCGCCCCCCGAAUGCCUCAAUGCGUCUCUCCUCGGCGGCGUCCUCAGAAGAGCCAAAUCGAAAAAUGGGGGGAGAUCUUUGCGAGAAAGGCUAGAAAAAAUCGGUUUGAAUUUACCCGCGGGCAGGCGCAAAGCUGCAAAUGUCACGUUACUCACCUCCCUGGUGGAAGGAGAAGCUGUUCACUUAGCUCGGGAUUUUGGGUAUAUUUGUGAAACGGAGUUUCCUGCUAAAGCGGUUUCUGAGUAUUUGAACCGGCAGCACACCGACCCCAGUGACCUGCACUCCCGAAAGAAUAUGCUGCUGGCUACCAAGCAACUCUGUAAAGAAUUUACGGAUCUGCUGGCGCAGGAUCGGACGCCAAUCGGGAACAGCAGGCCUAGCCCCAUCCUGGAGCCGGGGAUCCAGAGCUGCCUCACGCACUUCAGCCUCAUCACGCACGGCUUCGGCGCCCCGGCCAUUUGCGCCGCGCUCACGGCCCUGCAGAACUAUCUCACCGAGGCGCUCAAAGGCAUGGACAAGAUGUUCUUGAACAACACCACCACUAACAGGCACACGUCUGGGGAAGGCCCAGGUAGUAAAACUGGCGACAAGGAGGAGAAACACAGGAAAUGAAAAAUUAAAAAAAAAAAGAAAAAUGUUUUAAAUACAAAAGGAAAACAGAAAAAAUUUAAUUUUAGCUUUAAAAUGUUGGAUUGGCUUUGGAAGAAUUAUAUUAGGUAGAAUACACAUACAAUCAAAUUUAAAAAAAAAAGAGCUAAAUAACUUUAAAAAAAAACUGAGGCGUACAACGGAGCAACAAUAUCGGUUCUCAGUGUCUAUUUCAAGAUACACUUGGAGACAAACGUCCGGAUUUUCCACUUCGGUUCUUUCGAGCUUAGUAAUACUGAUAAUAAAAGAAAACCAUGAUUUUCCCCCUUUGGAAAAUAAACGUAAGACUAAAGAUGAGAAAA
Messenger RNA from Callorhinus ursinus (northern fur seal), 1791 nucleotides. The record is from RefSeq and is a predicted model, not a curated record. NCBI's taxonomy places the organism in Eukaryota, Metazoa, Chordata, Mammalia, Carnivora, Otariidae.